AUGGAAAACGCGCCAGGGUUGAACAUGCCCUUUGUGGAGGCGGAGGAUGUAAAUAUGUGGGCUCACAGGAGGCCUUGCAAGUUACGGUCGGCACAAGGCGAUGCGGUAUCAGAGGAAUCAAAGACACUAUUAGAAAAAGCUCAGGAGACAGAGCUGAAACCUGUACCCUUUACCACCCGGGUGGUUAGCUCGUUGAUUGCGAUGCUCCAGGGCGUGGAGGUGUUGUGCAAUUUGGCAAUUCUUUACUUGUUUAAGGACGACUUCAAAAUAGAUCCUGCGCUGCUAGCACUGGUCUUAGGGUCCCUGAGGCUCCCAUGGACAGUCAAACCUCUUUGGGCUGUCAUGGCAGACAACAUGCCCUUGUUCGGCUAUAGAAGGAAGUCUUACAUCUUCCUUGGAGCCUCUAUGUGCAUCGUUGCUACACUUGGGAUCGGCCUGGGGGGAUACAAGUCGCUGGCUGCAACCACUGCUCUUCUUUUGCUGUAUUUCUGGGGCUCCGCUGUGUGCAAUGUCAUUGGGGAGGCUCUGGUUGUUGAGGCAGGCAGACGAGACGCAAGCGAAGAGGGCACAGCACGCACUGUAUCAGUCUUUUUUGCCUUCCGGAAAAUCAGUUUCGCCACUGUCUCUUACCUCUCCGGGCUGCUCCUAGCCAUCAUGGCAAAACAGUACGUCUUCGUGGUCGCAGCAGCGCUACCAGCAGCCGUCGUCAUUGCGAACUUUUGGCUGGAAGAGCCCCAGGCAAAGGUGUUGCCGGUGAAGCAGCAGUUUAAGGAACUCAUAAAGGUUCUCAAGCAGCCAACGCUUCUGAAUUCUACUCUCUUUAUAUUUAUUAUGAUGGCGACUCCUUCCGCGGGUUCGAUCAUGUUUUACUUCAUGACGAACGAGCUGCACUUUGGUCCCGAGCUUCUUGGGAGAAUGGCACUCUUUCAGAGCAUCGCGUCUCUGCUGGGAAUUUUGGUCUACAUGCACUUCUGCAGCACCACUUCCAUUCGCAAGCUGCUCUUUGUUUCCACAGUGGCAAUAACUCCGUUUUGCCUCCUGCCAGUUGUUGUAAUUGAACGAUGGAAUGUACCCCUUGGCAUUCCAGAUUCAGUUUUCGUCGUGACAGACACUGUACUGAUGGAAUUCGUCGGGGAAUUCCAGGCGAUGCCUAUUCUGGUCUUGGCGGCGCGUUUGUGCCCCCCGGGCCUCGAGUCGACGAUUUACUCGGUUCUUCUUUCCGCUUAUAACUUGGGGCUGGGUCUCGGGUCCCUUGUCUCCGCAGGGCUAACGGCGGCCCUGGGAAUUUCGUCGACGAACUUUACGGGGCUGUCCGCCCUCACAGUCAUCUGUGCGCUGUCUAAUUUGCUACCGCUUUGCCUUAUAUGGAUGAUCCCGGCGACUGCGGAGGCCCCGCUAGUGCCUGUAGUGGCGAAAUCUACUCCCCAUCUUCCCUCAAAAGCAGAGGACAGCGCCUCAACUGCAGCGGAGUCGGACGGCGGGGCUGCGGCGUCGCCUUCAAGCUCAGAUGUAGAGGCAGGCAGCUCGUGGAGAGCCAGUACCAGCGGCCUCGUACGGCGAGGCACUGUUCAGGUUGUGGGUGGAGGCCCCGAAGAACGACUUUCCGGACUAGACUCACAGGACUCGUUCGCUGGUUUAGCUGGAGUGGGGCCUAGGGAGGAAUCUUCGCGGAACCCAACCCCUCCGAGACAUAUCUUCGAAUGCGGAGGGUCGGGCGAGUGCGCCUUAGCUCCGCAGCAGCGCUGGUAG
Messenger RNA from Cyclospora cayetanensis, 1749 nucleotides. RefSeq names its product folate-biopterin transporter. Lineage: Eukaryota; Apicomplexa; Conoidasida; Eucoccidiorida; Eimeriidae. The record is from RefSeq and is a predicted model, not a curated record. The coding region runs from base 1 to 1749 and encodes 582 amino acids. Gene Ontology annotation, cellular component: membrane. The transcript has 6 exons.